AUGGUUCGUCCCUCGAGGCCUUCCACCUCUCUCACCUCAGCUUCCACUUCCUACGCCUAUGGUGGUGGCUACAAUACUACAACGACCUCACGUCCUAGGACCCAACCAGGUACUGGCAGACCCUCGACUGCUCGACCUAGGACAGGUGUCUCGACGAUUGCUAGGGUAGAGAACCAGCAUGUCGUUUGCGCUAUUGCUGAAUCUCGUGGUAUCUCGCCUACAGUCGGGUUAGCGUUCGUCAACCUUGACCUUGCAGAGGCAGUUCUUUGUCAGAUAAACGACAGUCAAACCUACGUUCGGACCGUCCACAAACUGAAAGUGUAUGGCCCAUCAGAAAUCCUCAUCGUCGGCUCAGCUUCCAGUCCCAAGUCAAAGCUCUUCUCCAUCAUCGAAGAGAACCUUGAAGAUAUCGGCAGCAAAAUCACCUUACUUGACCGCCGCUACUGGAUUGACUCUACGGGUUACGAGUACAUUCAGACCUUGGCCUUCAGGGAGGAUGUCGAAGCUAUCAAGAUCUCAGUCCAGGGCAACUACUACGCUAUAUGCUGCAUUGCGGCUGCACUCAAGUAUAUCGAGCUCGGACUGAAAGCACAUUUCUCGUACCAUUCGCUGAGAAUGAGAUAUGAGCCAUCAGAAGGAUCUAUGAUGAUUGAUGUGUCCACCAUCCACUCUCUUGAGCUCGUGCAGAAUCUACAAAACCCAAAGUCGAAGGACUGUCUCUUUGGACUCCUCAAUGAAACCUUGACGGCAAUGGGAGCACGCCUCUUACGGAACAACAUCCUACAACCACUCACAGAUGCUGACGUACUGAACACUAGAUACCUUGCGGUUGAGGAGCUGACAACUAAGGAAGAGAUGUUCUUUGCUACACGAUCUGCCCUGAAGAAUUUUCUGGAUGCUGAUAGGAUCCUGACUGCUCUCAUCGUCAAGCCUAUCAAGCCGACGCUACAAACGACUGAACUUUCCAUAAAUCAAGUCAUCAUGCUGAAACAGUUCGUUUCAUCUGUCAAUCCAGUAUACGAAGCCCUUACCGGGGCAAGAUCAAGCAUGCUAAAUCACAUCCGAGAGCUUUGCGCGCCUGAGAACAUUUCUCCAGUUCGGGACUUGAUCGACGAAGUAAUUAACGAAGACACGACGUACGCAAAGCAGCCGCUUGAGCUGCGGAAUCAACGUACAUACGCCGUCAAAUCUGGCGUCAACGGCUUGCUUGAUGUUGCAAGAACCACCUACAAGGAGGCAUCAGAGGAUGCGUACCAACACUGUACUGAGCUUGGCCAGGAGUACGAAAUCCAGCUCGACCUGAAGUAUGAGAAUGCGCGUCAGUUCUACAUCAAGAUACCUGCGACCGAACUCGACGGUAGGGCACUUCCACCAGUGUUCACAAACGUUGUACGCCGAAAAAACAAUUUCGAAUGCCAAACCUUAGAGCUGAUGAAGCGCAAUCAAAAGAUCAAUAUGUCGCAUCACGAAGUCGUACUGAUGAGUGACCAGACCGUAGACGCUCUCAUUGAGGCUGUCCGCGGCCACAUGUCAGUCAUGUUCAAGAUUUGCGAGGCUGUCGGAUUGUUAGACAUGAUCGCAGCUUUCUCACAACUCGUAACCGUGAACGACUAUACCAAACCGCAACUCACCGAUACCCUUGCGAUCAAGUCCGGGAGGCAUCCAAUCAAAGAAAAGAUCAUGCCCAGCAAGUUCGUCCCAAACGAUGUCUACGCCACGCAGCAGACUCGUUUCCAGAUCAUUACUGGCUGCAACAUGAGUGGAAAGAGUACUUACAUUCGCACCAUCGCCUUGAUGUCUAUCAUGGCUCAAAUUGGCAGUUUCGUACCUGCAUCGUAUGCAUCAUUCCCAAUCUUGCACCAGCUCUUCGCCCGCCUGGGCAUGGACGAUAGCAUUGAGACGAAUGUGUCGACCUUUGCAGCCGAGAUGAGAGAGAUUGCAUUCAUCCUACGCAACAUAGACAGCCGCAGCAUGGCCAUUAUCGAUGAGCUCGGUCGCGGCACGAGUACUCGAGAUGGGUUGGCUAUUGCCUUGGCCAUCGCGGAAGCUCUCGUUUCUAGCAAAGCCCUUGUUUGGUUUGCAACUCACUUCAAAGACCUUGCCACAAUCAUGCAUGAGCGUGCUGGUGUACUCAACCUCCAUCUAGCCGUCAACCUAGAAAACGAGCAAAGCAUGACUAUGCUGUACAGAAUCUCUGAAGGCGCUGUUAAGGAGUCACAUUAUGGUUUGGCCCUCGCUCGAGUCGUACCGCUUCCACCAGGUUUGGUGGAUCAUGCGGCGGCUGUUUCGCAGAAGCUCGAGCGCCACAUGCUUCGCAAGAAGAAAAACUCUGAGAUUGUGCUUAGGGAGAAGCGACGCAAGCUCAUCCUGAAUCUCAAGGAGCACCUUGUGCAAGCACAGAAGGGUGUGCUAGAAGGCGAAGUGCUUACUGCAUGGCUCAAGGAGUUGCAAAAGGAGUUCGUCAAUCGUAUGACUGCACUUGAGACUGAGGCUGCCAGUAUGAGUUGCGAAACAGAUGAUGAAGCCGAACCAAUGGAAGGAACAAGACAGGCGUAUGAGCAGCAGCACAUUGCCACUUCUUCCAGAGCGCCCUCAGUCAUGAGCAUUUCGUCAAGGAUGACUUUGACAGAAUCAGAGUCCACCAUGAGAUCAGUGUCUGAGGUUUCUACUGUUUGAACAGUAUCAGGAAAUGAGCGCUAGAUCCCAUACUUCUCUUCUGCAAGAUGCGAAAAAGGUGGUGGAUGGGCAGCAGCCGACGUGUCAAGUUCCGAGUCACACCGAGGAGGGCUUCACCGUAUUAUGUCUGCUGCUCGCUGAGAUUACAAAGGUGUCAAGUCGUGGAUACAUAUAUAUCAAC
Molecule: messenger RNA, 2857 nt
Organism: Boeremia exigua
Lineage: Eukaryota; Fungi; Ascomycota; Dothideomycetes; Pleosporales; Didymellaceae
Product: DNA mismatch repair protein MutS
Exons: 9
Coding region: 1-2676 (891 amino acids)
Biological process (GO): reciprocal meiotic recombination; mismatch repair
Cellular component (GO): nucleus
Molecular function (GO): ATP binding; ATP-dependent DNA damage sensor activity; mismatched DNA binding
Source: RefSeq, a predicted model, not a curated record